Molecule: messenger RNA, 1646 nt
Organism: Amoebophrya sp. A120
Lineage: Eukaryota; Dinophyceae; Syndiniales; Amoebophryaceae
Source: the annotation of a GenBank genome assembly
AUGGGCAGUUGUUGCUCUUCGUCGGCCAAAAAGGCGAAGAACAAGCCGGUUCGGCACGCGCCGCGGCGUUCGGAGCUGUCGCAAUGGAUGCAGAGUCCCCGGUCCGCCCGGCCGACACUAAAAUCCCGGAAAACCUCGGUCAGACUGGUUCUGGAAGACACGCCAGACUUUAUCCGCAGGAUUAUCGAUGACACGUUUCAAGAAGAGGAUGUAGUUUUUAAUAUGGAGAACGAACAAACUACAGUACAUCCAAAAGACCCCAGCCGUGACGCGAUUCUGCAGGACGACGCUCCUGACCCAGUACUGGCAUCAACAACUUCUAAGGAUGUUGUUGAACAACAAACUAGUGUCGAGCGAACUGCAGGGGCCACGACUAACUCCUUAGGGCCGAAAAUAAAGUUCGUCGACGGGGCAGGAGGUCAAGAACCACGGCAGCAAGUCGAGGUAGAAAUCGAGGUGCCCACGCCCUUUGACAAAAUCGAGAAGCUGUUGGAACCGGAGCUGUUGUCGAAACACGAGGUGCGGGACUGGCUGCUCUCCGGCGGGGGCACGAAGAAUCCCUACACCUGCCCGCAGUCAAAGAAGCACCGCGACCACUUUGUGGACAUCGUGAGAACCCUUCUGCAGGACGAGUUCGAGGAAAUCCGGGAGAUGAGCGAGUGUCUACGGGUCCCAGAAGCGCAUUUUCGGUACUUGCGGGUGGAGAGGUUUUUCACAGAAACCCUGCCCGACCGCAACAUCGUGCGGUUCGCAACCACGGUGGAGGUUCAUGACGAAGAAGUGGACGGUUCGCCCAUCGCGGGAGCAGCUGCCGAGGGCGAAGCCGCUAGUCCGGCUGUGAUCACGGAGGAAGGCGAAGGGAUGAAACAAGACGGCAAUAACAAAGCACAACUUCCGGGGUUGGAAAUUUCUGACAGAAACCGACAACCCUCCGCGGCACUCGCCUCCGAGCCCUCGGCGUUCUACCGGCCCACCGGGGAGGUAGGAGCAGGAGUUAGGGCCGAGGACGUGAAAAUUAGCGGCAUUGAUGCAACAACCCAAGAUGAAAACUACAUAGACCCGCAGUUUCUUGGACAGCUGGACGAGGGCAUAUCAAAUGCAAAAAUGUCUGGGUCCGGGAGGAUGGAACUUGUGAUGCGUCCGGUGGGUCACACAAAAAUCUGCGUUGCGUGAUCACCAAAAGUUCUCCUUUUUCGACCAAGAUGCGCGGGAGUUUCUCACGCAGGAGAGGCAGGAUAGAGACUUCGCAGAAUCUGUCAUGCUAGGUCCUCCGUUCCAGACCUCAUGGGGCAUGGAAAAUAUGCGUGGCAAGUUUGUAUAAUUCUUCCAGACUCAGACUACACUUUUGCAUUUGAUAGGGCAGUUUGUUUCGCAACUUGAUCUUUCUCCGCAUCCAGGAGGUGUGGAAAACCGAGGCGGAGCAGGACAAGCGGAAUAAAGUUUUGGUAGAGGCCAUGAAGGUGUCGGUCGAAAAGUUGAAGAGCGGGCUCACGGGGCCCGGCGGGCUCGCGACGGAGGUGCGAACGAAGGACUACGUGCCGUACACCACAGAGAUUAUCGAUCCAGUGUACGGGUUGAGUAUUCCCAUGGACAUACGGAUAAAUUACGAAGGCGAGUCAGUAUCGGCGUAUUUUGAGGUAUAUUAA